UUAUGUACUUAUUUUGAUUAUUUAUAUCUUUCAUGCAUGAAACUAAUAAUUUUAAAGUGCUCUUGAUCAUAGUGUAAUGGCUGGUAGGGUAGCAUGGUCUGAUGACAAUACAAAUUAUUUUUUGGACAUAUGCUUGGAGAUGAAAGCAGGUGGACUAUCAAAGGUUAAUUGGGAUAGAAUAGUGAGUAAUUUGAACGUUAAAAGUGGGAAGAAUUUCAAUAUUAAACAAGCAAGAAAUCAUUGGGAUGAUUUAAGGAAAAAGUUCAAAAUUUGGAAUGAAAUGGAACUCAAUUGGACCGGUCUUACAUUUGAUCCUAUUACUGGUUGUCCUGUAGUUGAACAAGAUGAUAGGUGGAAUAUAUUUGUAAAGAAACAUAAAGGUUUUCCAGCGAGAUUCCUAAGGAGACCAUUGCCUCAUCUAGAGAAGUUACGGGCACUUUUUUCAGGGUCUUUUGCUACUAGCAAAUGGAGUUUUUCUCCCGGAUUAGGUGGGGAACAAAUUGGUAAAGAAAAUGAGGAAAGGUCCGGGGACAAUGAUGAAAAUAUAGGAGAUAUGGAAAUAAGUAGGGGAAUAAAUAAUUCGGAUGAUGAACAGAGCAUUUCACCUCCUAAAAGUACCUCGUUGGGGAAACGUAAGAGUGACGGGUGUACUAGUAAACUUAAAAAAAACAAGAGUAGUAACAUUGACUCUUGUAUAGAGUUGUUGAAAAUGUCUAUUGAAACUAAUUGUAAGCAAGGGAGUGGUAAUAAGUAUAAAGAUGUCUCAGAUGCUCUAUACAAUAUUGAGGCUAUUGUUCAACAAGGAGAAGGAUUUAUUUACCAAUGUAUGAAUUUUCUUCAUCAUGACGAUAAUGCAGAUUUCUUCUUAGGUCUCCGAAGUGAUGAUCAGAAGAUCAUGUAUUUGAAGACAACAUUUCAAGAUCCAACAUUGGGUGGUCCUUAAUUAGGUUUUUUGG
Chenopodium quinoa (quinoa) is the source of this 956-nucleotide messenger RNA. RefSeq lists its product as uncharacterized. The record is from RefSeq and is a predicted model, not a curated record. NCBI's taxonomy places the organism in Eukaryota, Viridiplantae, Streptophyta, Magnoliopsida, Caryophyllales, Amaranthaceae. The coding region runs from base 77 to 943 and encodes 288 amino acids. The transcript has 2 exons.